GCGGCUGACGUAAUCUUGUUGUUGCGGAAGUACCGGAGUCCCCCGUGCCGUUCGUCGAUUUUGUUCAUAAGACACUCGUUGUCAUAGUGCACGCAGCCGAUACUAAGUAAUAGUUUUCCGUUUUUGUUCCGAAUUUCCCAUCUUAAAACGCUUAUCCAAUGGCAGCCCUUAAGUACGCCGGUAUGGACGAUACUGACAGUGACGACGAGUUACCCCCUGGGUGGGAGGAAAGAUCCACCAAAGAUGGAUGGGUCUACUAUGCCAACCAUGAUGAGAUGAGGACACAAUGGGAACACCCUAAGACUGGAAAGAAGAAACGUUGUGCUGGAGAUUUGCCCUACGGCUGGGAGCAAAACACCAAUAAACAGGGUCAAAUAGUUUACGUUGAUCACAUCAACAAGCGGAGUACUUAUUUUGACCCCCGGCAAGUGUUUACUGUGGAGGACGUGAUGGUGAAGCCGAAGCGCUAUGACGGUAACUCGGCGGCUCUGGAGAUCCUUCAAGGUCGGGAUUUCUCUGACAAGGUGGUCCUGAUUACUGGCGGCAACUCUGGGAUUGGCUUUGAGACGGCCAGGUCUUUUGCUCUGCACGGUGCCCGCGUCAUCCUGGCUUGCCGAAACCUGUCCCGGGCCAGCAAGGCCGUCAGCAUGAUACAGGACGAUUGGCACAAAGCCCGAGUGGAACCCAUGAUGUGCGACCUGGGUUCUUUCCGCAGUGUGAGGGAGUUUGUGGACACCUUCAAAGCCAAGAAGCUGCCCUUGCACAUUUUGGUGUGCAAUGCGGCGGUGUGCACUCAGCCAUGGAGUUUGACGGAGGACGGCCUGGAGUCCACCUUCCAGAUCUGCCAUCUGGGUCACUUCCUGCUGGUCCAGUGCCUGCAGGACGUGCUGCGUCGCUCGGCGCCCGCCCGUGUGGUGGUGGUGUCAUCCGAGUCUCACAGAUUCACAGACUUGUUAGACUCGUGCGGUAAAGUGGAUCUGGCGCGCUUGUCGCCUCCGCGGAAGGAGUACUGGUCCAUGCUGGCCUACAACCGGGCCAAGCUGUGCAACAUCCUGUUCAGCAACGAGCUCCACCGCCGCCUCUCCCCUCACGGGGUGUCGUCCAACGCGCUGCACCCUGGGAAUGCGAUGUACACGGCCAUUCACAGGAGCUGGUGGCUGAUGACCUUCCUCUUCACCCUGGCCAGGCCCUUCACCAAGUCCUUGAACUGUUGUGGUUCAGCAAGAUUCCUGGGAUGUCUGGUGUGAAUAGUGUGAAUUGAGGUCAAGCCACAGCAUCUGAAUCGCCUAGAGGUCAGUAUUAUAUAUAUAAUUAUCUAUAAAGCUGGAAAAGGUUCCCAACGUAUCUCUAAAAGUCUUGUUCAUCAGUCCACGGUUAGACAAAUUUUCCAUAAAUGGAGAAACUUCAGCACUGUUGCUUCUCUUCCAAGGAGUGGCCAUCCUAUAAAGAUGACUGCAAGAGGACAGCACAGAAUGCUCAAUGAGGUAAAAAAGAACCCUACAGUGUCAACUGAAGAAAUCAGUGGUACAUGCCAACAUCUCUGUUGACAAAACUAUCAUACGUAAAACAUUAAACAAGAAUGCCGUUCGUGGGAGAACAUCAAGGGGGAAGCCGUUGCUGUGUAAAAAAACAUUGUUGCAUGUUUGAAGUUUGCUAAAGAGCUCUUGGAUGUUCCACAGCCCUACUGGAAAAUAUUCUGUGAACAGAUGAAAGCAAAGUUGAAUUGUUUGGGAGGAACACACAACGCCAUGUGUGGAGGGAAAAUGGCACAGCACACCAACAUCAAAAGCUUAUCCCAACUGUGAAGCAUGGUGGAGGGAGCAUCAUGGUAUGGGCGUGCUUAUCUACCUCAGGGCCUGGGCAGCUUGCCAUCAUCAAUGAAAAAAUGAAAUCAAUGAAAGUUUCUUAAGAUAUUUUGCAGAUGAACUCGGAGGCCAUCUGUCUAACAGUUGAAGCUCAAACGAGGAUGGGUGUUGCAACAGGACAAUGAUCCAAAACAGAAAAGCAAAUCAACAACAGAAUGGCUUCAGUAGAAGAAAAUGCGUGUUCUGGAGUGGCCCAGUCAAAGUCCUGACCUCAAUGCGAUUGAGAUGCUGUGGCAUGACCGCAAGAGACCUAUUCACGCCAGACAUCCCACGAAUCUUGCUAAACAGCAACAGUUUUGUGAAGAGGAAUGGUCCAAAGGUCAUCCUGAUGGUUGCACAUGUCUAAUCUCCAACUACAGGAAAUGUUUGUUUGAGGUUAUUGCGGGCAAAGGGUCAAGGGUCAACCAGUUACUAAAUUUGAGGGUUCACUUACUUUUUCCUCCCUGUCCUGUGAAUGUUUAUUUUCAAUAAAAAUAUGAAAAUAUAUAAUUGUUUGUGUUUUAUUACUUUAAGCGUCUGUUUGUUUAUUCUUGUGAUUUAGAUGAUCAGACCCCAUUCUAUAACCAAUUUAUGCAGAAAUUUAAGGGUUCGCAUACUUUUUCCUCCCUCUGUAUGAAAUGUAAAUCUUCACCUAUGAACAAAUACCAGAAACUUUUUCCAUCACUGUGCUGACAAUUAGCUCCGAACUGAUUAAAUCAAAGCUAAUUCAAUCUUAAAUUGGCGCCUCAGUUCCACUUGACUCCUCAGUACAAACUCUCAUUAAUUCUUUGCCAUGAUAUUAGUCGGCGCCGUUAACACUAUCAUUUAAUCAUCUCUUGAAGGUAAUCAUCAGCCGUAUAUCAGGACAGGUGAUCAAGGAAACAUUUAAUUAGGAUAAUUACUCAUUAAUCCACUGAAGGGCCUCCCCCCUCGCUUUUUAUUCGCACUGUUUGUGUGAAGACGAGUGUCUGUCCGCGGGUGCGUGGCUUUACGUGAAUGCGUGUGCGUGUUGUGUUUGCGCACACGACCUCAUCCUGGUAAUAUUCGUCACUGUCUGAUUUAGUGUAGCGAGGUUGCAGUAGCAGGCUGCGAUCCCGCUGCAUUUGUCUCCAUUUCUUAAUGGUAUUUCAACAGCUCCUAGACCAGCGGCCGUUUCUCAUUUUAAUGACCGGAGAAAAGAAUGUCUGUAUCUUCUCUAUGUAGCUGUGUGUGUGUGUGUGUGUGUGUGUGUGUGUGUGUGUGUGUGUGUGUGUGUGUGUGUGUGUGCGCGUGUGCGUGUGUGUGUGAGUGUGAGUACACACCGUCCCGUCGCCGUAAGAUGCAAAGAUGGAUGGUUCGGAGGGCCUACCUGAGCUUGUGUUUUGUAAAUUCAAAAGCACAUUAAUGAUGUUUCCAUGAUUGAUGUUGUAUGUCUGGUGGCCACUGAAGUGACAACUGUUCUACUGGUUGAUGGUUGUCUCUUUGAACACACACACAUACACACAGACACGGUCCGCACAAUAUGUGACAAUGACGAGGGGCUUUCACUCAAUCUGAAUGCGAGUCGAGAGGGACGAGAGUGGAAAAGAAGGUAUUGCUCUCCAUCUUUUGCUCCCUUUCUGCAUCUUCCCCACUUUUGACCUCGUGAUUCCACGCACGGACUGUUCAAGCCAGGGCUUCUCAAAACUUAAAACUUCUCAAACCUUCAUCUUUCCAAACUCUUUCUCAAAGGUCUUCAUAGAGCCAUGAGUGUCGCAAUCAAUAAAACGAACUGACUAAGUAGGCGGAAAUUAAUCUGCACUCCCCUACCUUCGGGGCUGACCAGUUCCUUCUGCACUGAAGCAUGACAGCGAUCCAUUUUUGAAACAAAACAGUCUACACCUAUUUUCACUCUUUUAGCUAUGGCUAAAAAAAAAAAAAAAAAAAAAAACAACAUCCCAGACUUUGAAUCUUGAGGCGACAUAACGGCACACGGCUCCCGCAGAGUGAGGGAAGAGGUGGAGUUUUACAACGUUUGUCAGAGAGUUGAGCGUUCAAGAGCGUUGACACUUUAAAUUGGUUUAUGAUGCAUAAAAAAUAACCGACGACGUAGGGACGGACCAAUAGGAUGGAUUCUUGAAACUCAUCAAUUCUUGGCAUUUGGCUCGGGGUUCUUUAUGGCCAUUAUUGGUGUCGGAACUGUGGGCUGGGGAGCGGUGUGUGUGGGGGUGGCCCCGUUGACUUGGUACUCAUUGGUUGGUGUUUCGGCUGGGGGUUGGAUGUAGCGUUGUUGAGGUGGUUAUUUGGGGCUGUUUUAUCAUGUCGGGUGGUUUGUAUGUGCGGAUUUUGGCGAGGCUUCCUGUUUUGGGCUUGUGGCCUUUUGUUUUGUGGGUUGGGCGCCGGGACUCUGCAUUUUGGUGCGGGGGGUGGCUUCGCACAGGCAUUGGUGAUUUUUAAUUUUAUUUAUUUAUUUUUAAUGUAUUUAUUUAGGCGGCACGGUGGACGACUGGUUAGAUCGUCUGCCUCACAGUUCUGAGGACCGGGGUUAAAUCCCCGGCCCCGCCUGUGUGGAGUUUGCAUGUUCUCCCCGUGCCUGCGUGGGUUUUCUCCGGGCACUCCGGUUUCCUCCCACAUCCCAAAAACAUGCGUGGUAGGUUAAUUGACAACUCUAAAUUGCCCGUAGGUGUGAAUGUGAAUGUGAAUGGUUGUUUGUUUGUAUGUGCCCUGCGAUUGGUUGGCAAUCAGUUCAGGGUGUACCCCGCCUCCUGCCGGGUGGGUGGUCGGUGGCGUCCUCUUGGUUGGGUCUAAACUAUAGACUUUAAUUACUUGUGCUUUGAUUACUAAUAACAACACAGGUUAUACUAACAUAUCAACUUACAGGUUCUUACAGGCGUAUAGACACUAAAAAGGAAUCCCACCGCGCCACUCGCCAGUAACACUGCCUUGCUCAAUUUCCCACAUCCUGUCCUGUCCUUCUCUGUCCUCUCUUAUUGGUUCUCUUGGUUAGUUAUUGCUUGUCUUCACCGGGUGCCCCCACCCGCCCCCCAACCCCUACAAUUAACUGUUGUAAUGUUACUUAUGUUCAAAUAUCAGGACUGUCUCACUAUUGUUUUGCUGUGGUUUUCACCCCUAGUCCCCUUGUCCACUCUGUCUCUCUGUCUGUUCCCCCCAAAACCCUUUUCUGUCCGGCUGCAUUUUCAAUAAACAUAAGAAUAAUUAAAAAUUUUAAAAUAAACAGAGAGAGUAUUUCAAACUCCUCUGUUGUACAGCAAAGCUGUUCCAGCACAAGGCAUACAGAUCCACCAUUCUGCAAGGCCAUGCAGCAGAACAGGCAGGUUUUAUAUAUAUAUAUAUAUUUAAAAAAAAAGGAAAUUCAAGGUUUAUGCCUGAUAACCACGGUUUAAACAUAAUGACCGCAUGUAACCCAAAAUUAGAUUUAAAAAGUUGACUUUUUUUUGAAAAAAGAUGUAAUGUUAUGAAAACAAAUAAUUUUCUUUCUGAGGAAAAAAAUUCUACCGAUGAAAGUAAAUUAUGUAGUAUGAGAGUAAAGUAGAAAAAGUUUUACAAGAAUGAAGACAUAUUUUGUUGAGAUGAUAAGUCAUAAUCGUAUGAUAAUAAAGUAAUAUUUUAUUGAGAUACACAGUCAUCGUAUUAUUAAUAUAUUAAAGUUUAAUGAAAGAAAAUUCUAUCUUAAGUGAAUUUCAACUUUAUUUUUGUAAUUUUAUUUCUAUAUUAGGGACUAUAUUCUCUACAAAAUACACCUUUUGUUCUAAAAAAAAAGAAUUUUAUUCCUGUAUUAAUACGACUUUUGUUGGAGAAAACAAAAGCCAAAAACGACUUUAUUCAUGUUCGGAUGUCUGAUUUGUGUGAUGUCACAAUCAUAUCGGAGCUUUUAUUUGGUCCAAAGCUAACGUAGGGAGUUGAUUUAUUUUGUUUGUUUUAUUGGCACUCAUGUCCCAAUAUGUAGGCAUGCACUUUUUGUUUUGAAACAACACAAGAUGAUAUUUGUGGACCUCAAUUUGAGAACGGCUGAUUUCAACAAUUCCUCUUGUCACCUCCUACUCUCUCGCUCUUUUUCUUUUCUUUUUCCCCCCGCACCUCCCCUCCUGGAAUGCUUCAUGUUUGACUAUUAGCUGACAUGCACACAGGGAGCAUCGCUCAUCUUCCCAAUUUCUCCUCCUCCUCUUCCUCUGCCUCGCUGUCCCCCCCUUCCCUCGCUCUCGCGUCUUUCUCCUGCCCCAUGUAUAACUAUUAGCAGACAUGCUCUCAGGGAGUCUGAUGAAUAUUUUAGCAGCCGCAGGGAGGGGCUGCGAUGCUCCUCUGCAGCUUCCAGCACAGUUAAUGGAGAGUCCGUGUGUGUGUGUUUUUUUGUGUUUGUGUUUGUUGGCCUCGUGCACUCAACCUUAGCAAGCAUUGUCUGCCUUUAGACCCCAAUUUUUUGGGGGGAUUGUUGGGGAAAUUUUGAAUUAACAGCUGAUUUUCCUUAAGUGUGGGUGAAAAUGAAAUCAUUUUCACAUCCAAACUUUGGUAUAGCUGAUGAAAUUAUUUUGGAGGGCCCCUGUCUUAACUUCUAACAAAGCCGCAGUGUGUGUUGUAUGUUGUUGUAUGUGUGCAUUUGGACGGACUGUGAUGCCACAAUUCGACUCAUUUACAUAAUACCGCACCUCACAGCGAAAUCCUCACGCCAUGACUUGGCAGCAAGGCUGGGUGAAGAUACUGUUUGAUCACAUCAAAGCCAAAAUUCAAGCAGACUUGCAUCGGUCGUUGUAUAGUACGAUAACUUGCAACGUGAAAAUUGGCUGCCAUCUUUGUGGAAUUUUCUAAAAAAAAUACAAAAACAAAAAACAUGGACUAAAGAUUUCAAAGCCCUCUAAAAUCCUUCAUAACAAAUACAUUCAGGAAAAACUAUUCAUGACUAAAGUACAUGAUCUCUUCUACUGCUCAGACUGCUGUUCUCACCAAUAAUGUUCCAUUCUUUGUAAGUUGAAUUUUUAGGGCAAGUGACGCCGUUUGAAACGUGACGGUAAUUUUGGCGCGUCGACUUGGGAAAGCCGUCAGAAUUUCGGCCCGUACGAGCCUAUUGGUGGACAGUUUGGACUGAAAUUUUUCAGCCAAUCAGAGAAGGGCUUCCGUGAGUAGCAGACGAAACGAAAGGGUCGAGGAAACGUUGAGAAUUCAUCAAGUGAUAUUGUUUUACUCCAAUUUAAAGACUUUUUCUGACCAGCUUUUCUAUCGGAGAUAUCACACAAAAACAUUCCCCGAAAAGGCCUUUUUUUUUUUUUUUUUUUUUUUCCCCCAACAGGAAAUUUCUCAGGAACCUGUCAUCCGAUUAUCAAAAUUCUUUGUGGGAUGUACUCAGGUCGAAGUGGCCGUUCCAACCAGACUCACCAUUUGGAGAGACGGUCGUUUCGUGCAAAUCUUGUCACAUUGCCACUAUAACCCUAAACCUGCUUUUGCCAAGUGGAGGCUUCUGAUUGGUGGAUUGAAAGCUUCUAAGGAAGUUUUUUCCUUUAUAAAAACUGUUGACUACCUGACAAAGGCUUGGGCCGAAACACGUUUUAAAAAACUAUAUUUUAAAGAUGUUUUUAUUUAUUGAUUUAUUUUUUUAAGAUGACAAAGUAUUGAAAAUAAAGGCUUUUUAAUUGUUCCAAAGAGGGUGCCUUUGAGUUUCCUGAGUUUGUUUUAUUUAUUUUAUACACAGAUUAGUAUUGCUUGGUAAAGUUGUCGAUGCCAUGUGUUUGUCGCAUGCGCCACAUGCACAGAUCUGUACCCAAAUUGCCAAGCGUAUGAAGUGUAUUGUGAAGUAGCUGAAGUGACAGUCUUAACAAUACUCCCCCCAAUGUAGAAUUAUAUAAUUAAUAAUAUAUUAUUAUAUAAAAACAUUACAGAAAAUAUAAAUGGCAAAUCUGUCCCAUUUUCAAAAUGUGGCCCUUGAGGCCACUUUGCAUGUAAAAGAUGCUUAAAAGUUCCGUCAAAGCUUCCGUGUUCCCUUUCUCCCUUCACACCUGUCUUGCCUCCGUGUGGUACAGUGCACAAAGUAUCUGUACAGUAUGGUGUACAGUUUGCCUGUGUGUGUGCUAAUCUUUAGAUGAGGGUCUGGUGCUUAAAUCAUGAUGCAUAGUCCAGGGCUGCUCUGGCCACUGUCAUUAAUCAGUACAGGGGCGGGGGGGACGUAUCUGCUUUUUAUCCAUCUCUUAAAUCAGUCACCGCAGCUAUCGGCAGCCCUUCCUCCUUGGCCCCUCCCGCCUCCGCCACCAUCCCACUUUCACUUGCAACCCUCCCCACCCUGCUACACCCCCCGCCCACCCCCACGGGCCGCUGAUUGAAGUGGCAUUGUUUGGGAGACAAGCGGCGCUCAAUCAAUAGGCAGUCUCACUAAAUUACCGUUUGCAUGAAAAAUGAAGGGCCGCCCAAUCUAACUCCUUUCGGUUGGGGAUGUGCUCUGCCUCUGUGUGUGUUUGUCAGGGGACCGAGAAGACAAAGUAGGAAGGUAAGAGAAUGUGCUUCUCCUCGCGGUCUAUUAUGACACUACCAAGAGCUUUACUACGAACCCCCUGCUACAGUAUAUCACGUUCACGCCCCCCGCUAUAUCACAAAUUUUUAGGUUAUGUCCAGGAGUUCAAAUGUUCCGUGUCAAGGUACACAUUUAAAAAAAAAAGA
Phyllopteryx taeniolatus (common seadragon) is the source of this 8462-nucleotide messenger RNA. It is a transcript of the gene wwox, whose product is annotated as WW domain containing oxidoreductase. The transcript has 9 exons. Gene Ontology annotation, molecular function: protein binding. Lineage: Eukaryota; Metazoa; Chordata; Actinopteri; Syngnathiformes; Syngnathidae. Bases 159 to 1247 code for a protein of 362 amino acids. The record is from RefSeq and is a predicted model, not a curated record.